AUGGCCAAAUGGUUGGAUAGUAGAGUGUUGCUUAAUUCAGGUGGGAAGUGUACUGCUGUGGGAGCUUCUAGCUUAUCAAACCUUGCUUUGUUAGCAGUUUGUGGAGCUAGUAUGUUUAGGCUUGCCUGUCGAGGAGAACAGUGCCUAUCGGAAGACUCUCCUUUGGAGCAUGCCAGUGUUCUUGCUUUCUUAAGAUUGGAAAUGAACAUUUUGUAUCAAUGGCUUCAACUACAUUCUUACGGCCAUAAUGUCAUGUCCCAUGAGUGUGCUUUAGAGACCAUAGUACUGGUCGUGGACUGUUCUGAGUAUCCCGUACCCUGGUGUGGGUUAAAACCUUGGGGCAGUUCUAGGAAAAUAUAUGCUGACUGCUUUUUGGAGUCACCUUCUGUCAUCAACCUUUAUAAUGUGCCAGAUGGUGGAUUAGUUCACCUGGGUCACGUGAUUCAAGUGUACACAGAUUCGGAAACCUUUAGAUUGUUAGGUACAGAACAUGCACUUGUCAUAUGUAAUCACAGAAGCGACAUUGACUGGCUUGUUGGAUGGGUUUUGGCUCAGCGAUCAGGUUGCCUUGGCAGCGCAUUAGCUGUAAUGAAGAAAUCAUCAAAACUCCUUCCAGUCAUAGGUUGGUCGAUGUGGUUUUCUGAAUAUCUCUUUCUUGAAAGAAGCUGGGCCAAGGAUGAAGGCACAUUGAAGUCAGGUUUUCAACAGCUAAGGGAUUUCCCUCAGCCCUUUUGGUUGGCACUUUUUGUUGAGGGGACUCGCUUUACGCAGGCAAAGCUUUUAGCAGCUCAAGAAUAUGCUGCUUCAACGGGGUUGCAUGUUCCUAGGAAUAUUUUGAUUCCACGUACUAAGGGCUUUGUUACAGCAGUAAGUCAUAUGCGCUCUUUUGUCCCAGCCAUAUAUGAUAUGACAGUUGCUAUUCCCAAAAGCUCGCCUGCACCGACAAUGCUAAGACUUUUUAAGGGGCAACCUUCUGUGAUGCACGUGCACAUCAAGCGGCAUUCGAUGAUGGAUUUGCCUGAAACCGAUGAUGCUGUUGCUCAGUGGUGUAGAGAUGUCUUUGUGGCCAAGGAUAAAUUGUUGGACAAGCAUUUAGCUGAGGAUACUUUUGGUGACCAACAAUUACAAGACACUGGGAGGCCAGUAAAGUCCCUUUUGGUUAUCAUCUCUUGGGCAUGUCUGCUGAUAUUUGGAGCGUUAAAAUUUCUCCAGUGGUCUUCACUUCUAUCUUCAUGGAAGGGUGUCAUAUUCUCAGCAAUUGGCUUGGGUAUUGUUACCUUCCUUAUGCACAUUUUGGUCCAAUUCACUCAGUCAGAGCGCUCAACUCCUGCCAAGGUCGUCCCAGCAAAUGGUAGAGGGACUUCAGGUAUAGGACAAGAUAAACACCAGUAG
This is a messenger RNA of Ilex paraguariensis (yerba mate), 1392 nucleotides long. The record is from the annotation of a GenBank genome assembly. Lineage: Eukaryota; Viridiplantae; Streptophyta; Magnoliopsida; Aquifoliales; Aquifoliaceae.